Messenger RNA from Branchiostoma belcheri (Belcher's lancelet), 1588 nucleotides. RefSeq lists its product as uncharacterized. The record is from RefSeq and is a predicted model, not a curated record. Lineage: Eukaryota; Metazoa; Chordata; Leptocardii; Amphioxiformes; Branchiostomatidae. The transcript has 2 exons. Bases 18 to 1124 code for a protein of 368 amino acids.
UAAGAAAAGAGGGCAAUAUGCCCGGUGGAAGAACUAUGGCGUCCCUUCAGACGACAUAUCCUCCGGCCAGAAACGCCGAGACGGUCACAAAAGUUCGAGCGAUGAACGAUCACGAAGACAGGAAAAGAAAAGUUCUCCUCCAACAGUUUGAGAAAGAAAAUUCGGUGUUCAUGAAGAACAGGGCACAGGAGAAGAAACUUUUCCAGGGAAGACUUCGGAAUCUUCAAAACACCCAGCACAAGAUGCGGUCGUUGUCCCCAACGAAGGCUGAUACUGGGAUGGCUUCACCCGAAGUAUUGAAGAAGAACAAUAGAAGACCGGUUACAGAGUAUGGUCCUAGAGGAAAUGUGAGAUGGACGGAGGAAGACAAGGAUAAUAUCUUGAAAGAAUUUCGAGACGAGUCAGUGGACCACACCCCAAACGUGUCUCCUCCUAGCGGGACACCUCCAAAAGACAGGAAAGAAACGCGCACCAGAGCGCUCACAGCCAGCGACUGCUUCCGAAAGAAGAUGCUUGAGUUGGAAAGAGAAGACCACGCUCUCCUCAGCACGCCGCCAAGAGUGCGUCGACAACAGCUUCUGACGGGAAGGCCUCGUAUGCAAAAGGAAACUCUCCCUGGCAACAAGGACGGUGUUUCACGGGAAGUCCAGAAAGUUCCAAAAAAUGUAGAUGGAAAUUCGGCGUCGACUGAAUCUUCCAACCUCUGCCUUCCCUCAAUAGCGCCCAAAACAGCAACACAACAAAAAGACGAACAGCAGUCAAAAGUAGAACAUGAAAACCAGGAGGCAUCUGGGGCACCUGACCCUACAGCAGCACGGGUGGAGGAGUGGUUGAACAAAUUUUCAUCAACGUUAAUAGUGGAAACCUCAUCGGAAAAUAGCACCCAUGAUGUAGUAAAGAACAGAAGCCACUGCGACUUGAGGGUCUCUGAAGACGACGCCAGAGAGUGGGAGAACGUGGUCGGCGCCAGGAGGACCAGGCGGCGGUAUUACAUCCACCCCGCGACAUGCGAGGUGAUGAAGCCGCGGAACAUCGUCAGCAGGGUGGAGGAGAUGUCCGGGAAGGCUGGCAUACUGGCCUGGCUGGGGCUGGAAACACCGGACUUCCGAGCGAUAUUGAAGUAACUUUGCUGGACUAUAGCUAGACACGUAAGUGCCAACUUUAUAUGCUGUCUAAUCCCCAGAGGCACAUGUGGUACAGUCUGACAUCAUGCGGAACCUGUGUGAAUUGCAGCAUGAAUUUCCUCUGUGAGGCACUGUAAAAAACUGAGGCUUAACUACGUCGCAUUCAAGAAACAAAGUUAUAGUAAUAUACAUGUAUAAGUUACCUGAAAUAUGCACGAUAACAGAUAUGCAUACGUAUCGUUUUUUCCGUGAAUCAGUCUGUGUAUUUUUGCAGAAAUGUGCAUGAUUUGCGCUACUUUGAGAUGUGUGGUGUGUAGGUAAUAUUUUUGCUCAAGGAAAGCGAUCAUGUCAUAACUACUCCAUAAGGCCCGGUACAGUUUUCCAUGACGUACUUAAUUCAACUGCCAUUGAGAGUUUGCUUCUGAUUCUUUGUAUUGUGAUUUUGAGAUAAUAAACUACUUGAA